AUGGCUCGUACUAACCCGAGAUGGAGUUCCUGGGCCCAGGGCAUGGUGUUGUUUGGUCUCAUGGCGACGAGAGUAAUGGGGGGACAGAUUUUGAAAACCAGCGGAUUCAGCGACUGUGGCUCUGAUUCGACCAUCAAAGUCGACAAGAUUAAUAUCAGCUACAACAACGAGAACAAAACUGUGAAUUUCGAUAUCGCUGGGUCUAGCAGCAAAGAACAGAAUGUAACGGCGAUACUCGACGUGACUGCCUAUGGCAACACGGUGUACUCGAAAACUUUCAAUCCCUGCGACAAGGGCACAUUUGUUGAACGCCUAUGUCCGGUUCCCGUGGGCCAAUUUGCUGCUCAAGGGAACCAGCAGAUCCCUUCCGAGUUUGCCAACAUGGUGCCUGGUAUUGCCUUCCAGGUACCCGAUAUCUCUGCUCACGCGACUUUGCGGUUGAUGAGCCAGAACGGCGAUAGGGUCGCCUGUGUUCAAUCCGAUGUUUCCAACGGCAAAACAACUGAUAUCCCCGCUGUAUCUUAUGUGGCCGUCGGUGUUGCUGGCGCCGCUCUGAUCAUGUCAGGAGUAUCGGCUGUUGGUGCUGCACUGUCCGGUGGUAGUGCUGCGCUUGGAAGUGGCUCUGGCGGAGCCGUAGGCACUAUCAGCCCAAGCUUUGGGGAGGUAGUUGGGUGGUUUCAAGGCAUGGCAAUGAACAGCAUGUUGUCAGUCAACUAUCCUCCCAUCUACCGCAAUUUUGCCAAGAAUUUUGCUUUCUCCGUCGGUCUUUUUCCCUGGUCAGGAAUGCAGACCACAAUCGAUGAUUUCCGAUCCAAGACGGGUGGCAACUUGACCCAAGACAGCCUCUCUUACCUUCAAAAUGCCACGCUGGUAUUCCCAGAUGGUUCAACAAGCAGUCCAAACAAAGGGCUAUUCAAUUUAAAGCGUGCUGUUGACACCUUUGUGGAACUCGCCAACAGGGCGGUGGAAGCUUCUGUCAACCCGACUGAACCGGUUGGCAAUGGUGACUCGAAUGACCUUCAACACAAAGUCAAGGGCAUUCAAGCCUUUGCUGAGAAACUUCUCGUUCCCAAGUCGAACAUAUUCAUGACGGCCUUGCUGAUUGUGGCUAUCAUCAUCGCCGCCAUUGUCGUUGGCAUUCUCCUUGUCAAGGUUAUUCUCGAAGCGUGGGCUCUGUUUGGCAGCUUUCCAGAGAGCUUGAGAGGCUUCCGAAAGCACUACUGGGGCUCUAUUGCUCGUACUAUUACCUCUCUCAUCUUACUACUCUAUGGCAUAUGGGUACUCUAUUGCGUAUUUCAAUUUACCCAUGGCGACAACACGAUCGCAAAGGUUCUCGCCGCUGUUACCCUUGCUAUUUUCACUGCCAUCUUGGCCUUUUUCUCAUGGAAGAUUUGGUCAGUUGUGCACAAGCUCAAGAAGCAAGAUGGUGAUGCGGCUGCCAUGUAUGAGGACAAGAAAAUCUGGGUCAAGUACUCUUUGUUCUACGAAUCAUAUAAGCGACAGUACUGGUGGCUGUUUAUUCCAGCCAUUUUUUACAUGUUUGCCAAGGGUGUUGCAAUUGCUGCUGGAGACGGUCACGGCAUGGCCCAAACGAUUGCGCAACUGGUUAUUGAGGGCCUUAUGCUUUGUUUGCUCUUAUGGAGUCGGCCUUUUGAGCGUCGUUCGGGAAACGUGAUAAAUAUUGUCAUUCAAGUCGUACGCGUCUUGUCGAUUGCUUGUAUUUUGCUCUUUGUGCAAGAGUUCGGAAUCAAACAGACCACACAGACCGUUGCGGGCGUGGCACUCAUCGCGGUACAAGCUACGUUAACUGCAGUGCUCGCAAUUCUCAUUGCUUGGAAUGCCAUCAACGCUUGCUGCAAGAUGAAUCCUCAUCGAAAGAGGAGAAAGGAGGCUGAACAACUCAAACGCGACAUGGAUAACCUCACACCUCUUGACGCCCGUAAUUCCCUACUCCUAGACCGGGCACCAAUGCCAGAGAAGUCAAUGUUUGCCGUCUCGAGUGAUUUGAACGAGAAGGGCCAUGUGCGGAAUGGUUCUGCCGAGCGGUUCUAUCCAGGCGGUGGCGAUAUAAGACCACCUGUUGCUCCUUCUGGCGGCCACAUGUACCGACCACUUACACCAACUAUCGCGAAUGACUCCCAGAGCCUUUUGGAUGGAGCUGCGCCAAUUGGCACAUCAGAUCGACAACCCACUGUGCCCAGUGUCGACCGAGAGUAUCGUGGAGCGUAUGCACCAUCCACGACAUACGGCAAUGGGGGAGGUUACAAUCGUCGGUUCUAA
Messenger RNA from Metarhizium brunneum ARSEF 3297, 2280 nucleotides. RefSeq names its product Flavin carrier protein 2. The record is from RefSeq and is a predicted model, not a curated record. NCBI's taxonomy places the organism in Eukaryota, Fungi, Ascomycota, Sordariomycetes, Hypocreales, Clavicipitaceae. Gene Ontology annotation, cellular component: membrane. Gene Ontology annotation, biological process: transmembrane transport; fungal-type cell wall biogenesis.